AUGGGACAACAGAACAUCUGGUUUUCGCACCCCCGAAAGUUUGGCCCUGGCUCUCGCCACUGCCGAGUCUGCAGCAACCACCACGGUUUGAUCCGCAAGUACGGCCUCAACAUGUGCCGUCGAUGCUUCCGACAAUACGCCAACCAGAUCGGCUUCAAGAAGCUGGAUUAA
Messenger RNA from Rhagoletis zephyria (snowberry fruit fly), 171 nucleotides. The record is from RefSeq and is a predicted model, not a curated record. NCBI's taxonomy places the organism in Eukaryota, Metazoa, Arthropoda, Insecta, Diptera, Tephritidae.